This is a messenger RNA of Spinacia oleracea (spinach), 438 nucleotides long. RefSeq lists its product as uncharacterized. Bases 1 to 438 code for a protein of 145 amino acids. The record is from RefSeq and is a predicted model, not a curated record. The transcript is spliced from 2 exons. Lineage: Eukaryota; Viridiplantae; Streptophyta; Magnoliopsida; Caryophyllales; Amaranthaceae.
AUGGCUUCUUCUGUUUCUACAUUAAGCUCUGUUCAUAAUUUUACUAGCAAAAGUUCCAUUGAUUCUAUACUUGCUGAAAUUAAUGCUGAUAAUUCCUCAAUUCUCUCUGCAUUGAUGAAGGAAUUGUCUAAAGAAGUAGUAGUGGUUGAAGAAGCAUCUGCAUCAGAAUUAAUGUUAAAAGAAGUUAGGAGUGAUGAUGAAUCUUAUGAAAUGUAUAAUGAUUAUGCAUUUAGGAAGGGUUUCAGUAUUCGUAAGGGAUUAAUUAGGACUAGUCGUAGAACUGGUUUGUGGACUAUGCGUAGAUUUCUUUGUUUUAAUUCUGGUUUUAAAGAUGUUAAGAAGGAAACAUUGAGGAAGUAUGAGAGGUCUGAAUUGCGUACAGGUUGUACUGCUUUUAUUCAGUUUUCUAUUACCAAUGAUGGGUUUGGACUGUGGUGA